This is a messenger RNA of Trichoderma harzianum CBS 226.95, 424 nucleotides long. RefSeq lists its product as hypothetical. The record is from RefSeq and is a predicted model, not a curated record. The transcript has a single exon. The coding region runs from base 149 to 385 and encodes 78 amino acids. NCBI's taxonomy places the organism in Eukaryota, Fungi, Ascomycota, Sordariomycetes, Hypocreales, Hypocreaceae.
CAAAAAAGGAGGCGGCCAAAGGGCUUGUUGGCUCAGCUCAACGGUUGGCCUGACAUGGGGGCUGGUUCGCAUACUUGUAAGCAUAAUCAACCAUAUCUUGACGAGGCCACAUGGCAGCAAAUGGCGUGGGGCUAGCGGGCGAGAAAGAAUGUCGUUGGUACUUUUUUGCCUCAUUUCUUUUCUUUUCAGGCUGAAAGGGAAGAAGGCAGGAUUCCCAGUCUGGAGGAGUCUCGAGUGUUCAUUCACCGUUGAUGAUUAUGGAAGCAAACAUGGGACAUUUCCAAAGCUGUUGACGAUGCGGCUCUUCGUUCUCCCUUCUCGCCUUGUGGGUAUUUUUCCAGGUCUUGUGGUUAGUAAUCCGGUUGAGAAUCCGAGGUACAAGUAGGCAUACGCACUACCAGUAUUAGUCCGCUGGAGAAGAUGG